This is a messenger RNA of Somion occarium, 2631 nucleotides long. The record is from the annotation of a GenBank genome assembly. NCBI's taxonomy places the organism in Eukaryota, Fungi, Basidiomycota, Agaricomycetes, Polyporales, Cerrenaceae.
GGCCCUUUCUAUCCAUCAUCUGAUCUUUGACGUUGUGAACACACCAUUCAAAGUCUCCACAAGUCAGUGGUCGCUGUGUGAAGAGUCAUCUGAAGUCGACGUAAAUAGUGGUGGUGGAAGAUCAGAAAGAAACGCGGAGAAACGAAACAGGAAGAUUCCGAUCGUAAACGCGUCCAGAGGCACGAUUCAUGACCUCCCUACAGGACUUGCACGACCCAACCAAAACAUGCAUAUCUCUCGUUGCCCGCGACCAUAGUGAUCUACAACAGGACAACGCGGAGUACCCUGAUUACACCCCGUUUUCAUCGCGAGAUAUUCCAGGAGGUUAUGAUCUACGACUCAAGGCCUAUCGAGAGGCCUGGAAAACUUGUUGCGAUCGCAUUCAGUCCAUUGUACGCGCUCUCAAUGCACCUUUGGUAUCCACCGUCGUAUCCCAUAUUCGUAAUGCCUAUUCGAAAGACAGUUCCCUACCUAAUCUGCCAUACCCUGAGUUACCCGUUGUCGCAUUAUCCGCUCCUGGCGGACAUGCCACAAUACUAUCAGACGUGAUAGAUAUAUUGCAUGAAUCUGGCCAGGAUCGCGCUGGUGGCACAAGUAAAGGCAAGGAAAGAGCACAGGACGCGACACUGAUUGAUUCCAUGAACAACUCUCGAGCAAUUGUUACGCAUCUUCACCCUUCGGAAUGCCCCAACUUGUUGGGUCUUAUGAAAGCGCUCGUCUGUGGCUUCGUUGAAGAACAGGAUGCAAGUGGGCAGAACGGCGAUGAAGGGAUCACUGCUCCAGCCGCAACGAAAAGGAAGGCGACGGCAUCUCUUGCCAAUUACGACAUUCGACUCCUGGUGGCGUGGUAUACUGCAUUACUUGAGUUGCGAGAUCCUGGGCCGCAACUUGUAGUUGUGCUCCAUGAUUUCGAGCGCUUCAACGUCGCUGCCUUGCAGGACAUGUUCUAUAUAUGCAGUCAACACAUCUCUCGACUACCCCUAGUCUUCCUACUGGAGCUGUCAUCACCUGCUAAUCCUUCGUAUCUGCACACGGCAUUUUCUCGUUCAACUCUAGCCCUCCUACGUAUUUCUACGGUCGCAGCUCCGUCGGGUGUCGAAGUGGUUCGCGAGAUCGUACAAAAGACUUUCUUCGAUGUCGGGUUUGAGCCGGAUGUUAUGCUGGGCCCAGCGACGCUAGACUUCUUGAUUGACUAUUCAACCCGGCAUUCCGCGUCUGUGGAUGGAGUCCUCAACAUAAUUCAGUUGGCAUUUUUGAAGCACUUCGAUGAACCGUUCAGUCUCUUCGUGCACGAUACGUAUCUCGGGACUCGAUCAAAGAAAGACGCGUGUGGGAAGCUGCAACGCCCAGAAUCGUUCAACUUCCUCGAUUCCCUGUUGACUCGUAUCUGGCAUGAUUGUGAGAACCUCCCUGGUGGCAUUUUGAAACCUGAGAUAGACUGGCGCAACCCAUCUGUAUCUGAUGUUCUGGAUCUUGUUUUCUCUGCACACACUGAGUCCAAACAACGUGCUCAGAGGAUGAAACUCGGGUUCCAGGUCAUGCUGUUGGUGCAGGACUUCAUGCGAUCUGAAGGAUACAAGAGCACGAGUAGUGGGAAGGAUGAGGAUCGGCUGGAAUUUCUUACUGGAGUGGUCCGAGGCAGAGUCAGCAAGGAUGUCAGAUACCUUGGAAUGGCGGUGAAGAAAUUGACAGCUAAAGAGUUGGAUAAUCUCAUCUCGAUCCUUUAUCAAUUCUUCCAAUCUUUGAAACCCCAUUUGCGUCGAGACGAAGAACCCGCUCGUGUACGCAUAGUGGCAGCUAAUAUGCAGCUUCCACGUGAAGCUCUUGAUGAAGAGGAGCCAGACGAACAGACCGAGUUCCCCAAGAUUCAUCCGGCUGUUCCUCCCAUUGCAGCUGAUAUCGGAGAAUGGCUGGUUGAGUACUUGGAGUCAAGAAUUGUUAGGCUAGACCAAGGUCUGUUAUGGGACGUGUGGAACACUGGGAUGACGCCCUUCCCUUCAGAGUUGCUUAAUCCGGCUCCCGGACAAUCAAUCGUUAAUGCGCUUCUACAUCCUUACGACUUUGUGGAAUCGCAACAAGUUCUUACGUCAAGUGGUGGACUAGCCAGUGACGAAGAAAUCAAUGGAGAAUCCAAGAAACCUCAGCGUGCGUUAUGGGAAUAUCCAGACAUCACCAUCGUGUUCCGAAGAUACUUGGAGGCAGGAAGGCUGAUCAAUGUUUUCGAUUGGUACGAGUCCUUUUCGCUGGCGCUUGAGAUGCAGAGACGCCAUCUCCGCAAGCAGACCCGCCGGACGCAGCGCAAGCGCACGGCGUCCGCUUCCCCACGCAAAGGCAAGGGCAAGGCGAGGAAACCGGCGGCUGAUACAGAGGACGAAGAGGAAGAUUUUGAUAGCAAAGAAGAGGAAGAGAAGUGGAAGGUCGAAGUACAGGCUCGCUUCAUCCGAGCAUUGCACGAGCUCGACUUCAUGGGAUUCAUCAAGCACACAAAUCGGAAGGCUGACCAUGUUAUCAAGACUACUUACGAUAUCCCUGAUUGACCAAAUUUACAAUACCUACAGUAUACUAUAGUACAUGAUGAUAUUACUAUACCUUCCUGAAAGAGAUAUGCACGAGUGUGUGAGCGUGGCGGCG